Sorghum bicolor (sorghum) is the source of this 1828-nucleotide messenger RNA. RefSeq lists its product as uncharacterized. The transcript is spliced from 2 exons. NCBI's taxonomy places the organism in Eukaryota, Viridiplantae, Streptophyta, Magnoliopsida, Poales, Poaceae. Gene Ontology annotation, molecular function: protein binding. The record is from RefSeq and is a predicted model, not a curated record. The coding region runs from base 68 to 1330 and encodes 420 amino acids.
CAUUAUCGCAGCCGGCAGCUCGCUCUUUCGCCUCAUUUUCUUCGAUCCCCAAAUCCACAGGUCAACCAUGCCGCCGCAGCCGCGCGAGCUCUCGGACGACCUCCUCGGCGAGGCAUUCCUCCGCCUCCCGCCGGACGACCCCGCGUGCCUUCUCCGCGCCUCCCUCACCUGCAAGCGCUGGCGCCGCAUCCUCGCCGACCCGGCCUUCCGCCGCCGCCACCGGGAGCUCCACGGGACGCCAUCAGUCCUGGGGUUCCUCCGCAUCUCCUCCGGAUACUACGCGUCCCGCUUCGUCCCCAACAACCCCGCCGCCUCCGGCCGCCCCGCCGCCCGCGACCUCCCGGGGCGGGUCGUGCUCGACUGCCGCCACGGCCGCGUCCUCUUCCGCGCGCCGAGCCCACUCCUCGGCAGGAAACUAAACUACGACCUCGUCGUCUGGGACCCGUUGACGAACGAGCAGCGCUGCCUGCCCCGCCUCUCGCCGCCACUCACGGACGUAUCCCGCGGCCACUUCAACGCCGCCGUGCUCUGCUCCGCCGCUGUGGAAGAAGGCUGUGACCACAGCAUAUGCCACGGCGGCCCCUUCCGCGUGGCCUUCAUCUGGAGUCAAGCCAGACAAUUGCAUGCUCGUUUGUACUCCUCGGAGACGGAGAAUUGGAGUGAGGCCAUCUCUGUUCAGAAGCCCCCUCGGAAUCCAGUGAGGUUGUGUCUCCGCAUGUUGCUAUGCAGCAAAACUCUUGUGGGAGACACUCUCUAUUUCCACUACAGCUCGGACUAUGCCUUGGAGUACCAGCUUGGUGCACAGAGCUUAUCGAUCAUCCACGGACCUCCACGGCCGGGGUCCCAAAUUUCAGCCUUUUUCGUGAUGCCCAUGGGGGGCGGUGGGCUGGGAUGCAUGGACGUCGAGGAGGACGAAUCAAGCCUCCGUCUACAGCUAUGGUCAAGGGAAGCAGCUUCAGGCAGUGAUGGAGUUGCGAGAUGGACAAGGGGCAGAGCCAUAGAUCUUGAGGAACUCCUGCCUAAUGGUGCUCUACCAUCUCCACGGUGGGCACCUGAUCUUCGUUCCCGGUUAACGAGUGUACAAUUGCUCGGCUUUGCGGAGGGCACCGAUGUCAUCUUUGUGGGCACACGGGCGCAUGCGCGUAACCACCCUGGUGGUAUCUAUAUGGUCCAACUCAAUUCAGGGAGGGCUAGGAAGGUUUCAGCGUUUGACACUGCACCCAUUCCUUUUUAUAAUGAGAUGGUCGUUCCUUAUACAAGCUUCUGCAUUCCAGUAACUGAUGCCUCUUCUACAACCGAGGUGCCAGGAGAUAAUGCUUCAGGUGCAUGAAAAUCUCAAGCUGCUUGUGCAUGGGCUUCUGAAUCAACCAAGAAACGUUUCAUGAUGUUUGCAAGUUGUAUUCCUGUGUUUAUGCAGUGGGAUGAGCUUUUUGGACAUGUCAGUUCAUUUUUCUGUGAGACAACCGUUUGGGACUCACUGAUUUUCUGGUGAUAAAACUAUUUAAAUUCAUAGCAUCCUGCAUUGCGAUUGUCUCUUUUCUUGCCUUUUGGUCAACUGUGAAUUUAGUUGUGUUGCAGCAGUGAUUUGAGGGCUGCAUCAGUUAUCUGAAUACAUGAGCAGGUACUGGAAUCUGAGUUGGACACUUAGUGCACGACUUGUGAUUUCUUCCCACCUUGCUGUAGGCAGUCAAAACGAUCUGAUGGAUAUACAGGCAAUACAGGUGUAUCUACCUGAGUUGGUUGCCCUUGACGUCAGUUGAGCAUCUGUAGUUUUAUGUCCCAUGGUUGAUCCCAAUAAGAAAAACACUUCAACUGAGAGUGCAUUCAA